Molecule: messenger RNA, 792 nt
Organism: Cavenderia fasciculata
Lineage: Eukaryota; Evosea; Eumycetozoa; Acytosteliales; Cavenderiaceae
Exons: 2
Coding region: 1-792 (263 amino acids)
Biological process (GO): regulation of GTPase activity; endoplasmic reticulum to Golgi vesicle-mediated transport
Cellular component (GO): TRAPP complex; cis-Golgi network; trans-Golgi network
Source: RefSeq, a predicted model, not a curated record
AUGAGUAAUCAACCAUCAUCAAAUGAUGGUCAUCAUCAUCAUCAUCAACAACAACAUCAACAUGGACAACAAAAUAUAUCAACAACAUUUCUAAGUGCACAACCAAGUAUGCAUCAACCACAAGGAGUAAUGUCAGCUCCACCAACAACUACAUCAUCACCGAUUGGUGGAUUUGCUAGUACUGCAUCACCCAAUUCAUCUACUGUCAAUGUUGCACCAUCAUCACAAUCAACACCCGCAACACCCAUCUCUACCAAUACACCAUCUACCAUCAUGCCAUCUCAUACAUCAACAACAGCGACAACAACAACACAAAUACCUCAAAAAGAAGUUUCAACAAGUUCAUUUGAAUUUCUCUAUAUAGAAUUGGUUGAUUAUAUCAUCAAAUCAAGUAAUGAUAAAACACAAACCUUUAAAAAGUUGGAAAAGAUGGGUUUCAAAGUUGGUUAUAAAAUGGUUGAAAGAUUAUGUUUAGAUUUACCAUUAUUCCCAGAGGUAUUGGAAAUUGUAAAAUUUAUUUGUAGAUCAUUUUGGACGGCAGUAUUUAAGAAAUCGAUUGAUGGUCUCAAAGCAAAUAGAAAGGGUGUAUUUGUCAUGACUGAUCAAAAAUUCCAAUGGUUAUUACAUCUUUCCUAUGAUCCAACAUCAACAAACAAAGAUUGUUCAGAGUAUGUUCAAUUUGCUGUUGGUCUAAUUAAAGGUGCAAUGUCAAAUUUUGGUUAUAAAUGUAUGGUUACUUUUGAAAUUCAACAAAUGCACGCUGUUGUGUUUACUAUAAAAUUGGAAUCUUAA